CUACCGACAGGAGCAAACAUAAUUCUUCUUCCUACAAAUUCGAUCAGCAUGUUGGCUAAGAUUUCCAUAUUUGUGACCCUCGUCUGCCUGGCUCAAGCUGGUCUACUGCCCGUGAAAACAUCCGGAAGUGAGGACACCUAUGAUUCGCAUCCGCAGUACUCAUUCAACUAUGAUGUUCAGGAUCCAGAGACAGGAGAUGUCAAGUCGCAAUCGGAGACUCGGGAUGGCGAUGUGGUCCGCGGUCAGUACUCCGUGAAUGAUGCCGAUGGUUACAGACGAAUCGUGGACUACACCGCCGACGAUGUCCGUGGAUUCAACGCAGUGGUGCGGCGUGAACAACUGUCUAGUGCCGCGGUGGUUGUGAAGCCACAAGCUGCAGCAGUCGCUCCCAAAGUUCAGUUGCAGUCUUUGAAGAAGCUGCCAGCCCUGAAGCCGCUUUCUCAGGCAUCGGCUGUGGUGCACCGAUCCUUCGCACCGGUGAUCCACCACGCCCCAGUGACCCAUGUCGUGCACCACGCAGCUCCAGCGCAUUCCUUCGUCUCCCACCACGUUCCUGUUCUGAAGACCACUGUGCACCACGCUCCUCAUCCCCACGCCAUUUCGUAUGUGUUCUAG
This is a messenger RNA of Drosophila santomea, 615 nucleotides long. It is a transcript of the gene Edg84A, whose product is annotated as pupal cuticle protein Edg-84A. Lineage: Eukaryota; Metazoa; Arthropoda; Insecta; Diptera; Drosophilidae. The annotation marks the transcript as partial. Gene Ontology annotation, cellular component: extracellular matrix. The transcript has 2 exons. The record is from RefSeq and is a predicted model, not a curated record.